AUGAAGGGCGUCGCCACUCUCGUCGCCGCCGCGGCCCUCGUUGGCCAGGCCCUCACUGCCCCCCCUGAGCCUCCCACUCAGGUUUUGGAGAAGAGAGCCAGGCCCACUGUCUCGAUUGCUCAGGGCAAUGUUGUCGGUGUCAGCCGCAUCAACACGGAAGCCUUUAAUGGCAUUCCGUUCGCCCAAGCCCCCGUUGGUCCUCUCCGCCUGAAGCCUCCCGUCAGAACCACCGCUUCGUUCGGCACAUACGACGCUGGCGGCAUCGCCGCUGCCUGCCCUCAGUUCUUGGCCGAUACCGACUCGGAGGAUCUGCUCGCCAAAAUCAUUGACACGGUUGUCAACACUGCCCUGUUUCAAAAGGCACUCAAGAUCAGUGAGGACUGCUUGAACAUCAACGUGAUCCGCCCAGCUGGCACCAAGGCCGGCGAUAAGUUGCCAGUCCUGUUUUGGAUCUACGGUGGUGGUUUCGAGCUUGGAUGGAGCUCCAUGUAUGACGGAGGCCCGCUUGUCUCCAAUGCCAUGGCCGCCGGCAAGCCCUACGUGUUUGUUGCUGUCAACUAUCGUGUGGGCGCCUUUGGCUUCAUGCCCGGCAAGGAAGUCCUCCAGGACGGCUCUGCCAACCUUGGCCAUCUUGACCAGCGCAUGGGUCUUGAGUGGGUCGCCGACAACAUUGCUGCGUUUGGCGGUGACCCAGACAAGGUCACCAUCUGGGGCGAGUCGGCCGGUGCCAUUUCUGUGUGGAACCAGAUGUCUCUCUACGACGGCAACAUCAACUACAAGGGCAAGCCCCUGUUCCGCGGUGCCAUCAUGAACUCGGGCAGCAUUGUCCCUGCUGACCCCGUCGACUGCCCCAAGGGCCAGGAGAUCUACGACACUGUGGUUGCCCGUUCCGGUUGCGGCGGUGCUGCUGACACCCUCAACUGCCUGCGCAACUUGCCCUACGAGACUUUCCUCGAGGCCGCCAACUCUGUCCCGGCCAUCCUCUCCUACAGCUCGGUGGCUCUUUCUUACCUGCCUCGCCCUGACGGUGUUGCUCUGACCGACAGCGCCGACCGUCUUGUCAAGGCUGGCAAGUACGCCGCCGUGCCCAUGAUCAUCGGCGACCAAGAAGACGAGGGCACCCUCUUCUCGCUUUUCCAGAAGAAUGUCACCACCACCAGCCGCCUCGAAGACUACCUCAGGGGAUACUUCUUCCACGGCGCCACCGCGCAACAGGUCAAGGGCCUGGUCAGCCAGUACUCGCCCCUGAUCUCAGCCGGCUCACCCUUUGGUUCCGGCCUCUUCAACGAGAUCUACCCCGGCUUCAAGCGCCUGGCUGCUCUCCUCGGCGACAUCGUCUUCACGCUCACCCGCCGUGUGUUCAUCGAGUACGCCAUCGCCGCCAACCCCAACGUCCCCGUCUGGUCCUACCUGGCCAGCUACAACGAGGGCACCCCCAUCCUGGGCACUUUCCACGGCAGCGACUUGCUGCAGGUCUUUUAUGGCAUCCUGCCCAACUACGCGAGCAAGAGCAUCCAGAACUUUUAUGCCAACUUUGUCUACAACCUCAACCCCAACGACGCGUCGGGCGGCACGAGCGCCAAGAGCAAGGUGAAGGAGAACUGGCCAACGUGGAACACCAAGGACAAAAGACUCAUUCAGUUCUUCAACAACCGGAACGGGUAUCUGAAGGAUGAUUUCCGUGAGGGGGCCAAGCAGUACAUUGCUGCGAAUAUUGAUGCUCUGCAUAUUUGA
Messenger RNA from Podospora anserina S mat+, 1734 nucleotides. RefSeq lists its product as uncharacterized. The transcript has 2 exons. Bases 1 to 1734 code for a protein of 577 amino acids. Lineage: Eukaryota; Fungi; Ascomycota; Sordariomycetes; Sordariales; Podosporaceae. The record is from RefSeq and is a predicted model, not a curated record.